Molecule: messenger RNA, 267 nt
Organism: Colletotrichum truncatum
Lineage: Eukaryota; Fungi; Ascomycota; Sordariomycetes; Glomerellales; Glomerellaceae
Source: RefSeq, a predicted model, not a curated record
AUGCGUACAUUACAGAAAACCGAUCUCCUCCGUCGGCGCCAGCUCCAGAUAUUAAAGAAAGUUUGCAACAUCCCUAAUGAAGCGCAUGUAUAUACCGUGUCCGUCAAUUAUCACGACGAUAGCACGGACGAAGAGUUCUUGAAUGAUUUGCACGGAAUGAAUGUGGAAACAGUCCUUCAGCAUUCUCCAAAGCUACCACUUUCAAUAACCACAAGGGUCUUGGGUCAUGACGUAUCAAUAGAGAGAACACAAGAUUUUGCCGCCUAA